This is a messenger RNA of Ailuropoda melanoleuca (giant panda), 948 nucleotides long. Its product is annotated as olfactory receptor 5B2. Bases 4 to 948 code for a protein of 314 amino acids. The record is from RefSeq and is a predicted model, not a curated record. Gene Ontology annotation, molecular function: G protein-coupled receptor activity; olfactory receptor activity. Gene Ontology annotation, biological process: G protein-coupled receptor signaling pathway. NCBI's taxonomy places the organism in Eukaryota, Metazoa, Chordata, Mammalia, Carnivora, Ursidae. The transcript has a single exon. Gene Ontology annotation, cellular component: membrane.
CUCAUGGAGAAUAAUACAGAAGUGAUGGAUUUCUUCCUGGUGGGUCUGACCGAUAACCCAGAACUUCAAAUUCCGCUUUUUAUUGUGUUCACCCUCAUUUACCUCAUCAGUGUUUUGGGGAACCUGGGCAUGAUGGCGCUGAUUCUCUUGGACUCCCAUCUCCACACCCCCAUGUACUUUUUCCUCAGUAAUCUGUCUUUGGUGGACUUUGGUUACUCUACGGCUGUCACUCCCAAGGUCAUGGCUGGAUUACUCAUAGGAGACAAGGUCAUCUCCUACAAUGCGUGCGCUGCUCAAAUGUUCUCCUUUGUGGCCUUUGCAACUGUGGAAAGUUACCUCUUAUCCUCAAUGGCUUAUGACCGCUACGCGGCCGUGUGCAAACCCCUCCAUUACACCAGCACCAUGACAACAGGUGUCUGUGCCUGUCUGACAAUAGGCUGCUAUGUCUGUGGCUUCCUGAAUGCCUCCAUUCAUGUUGGAAACACAUUCAGUCUUUCUUUCUGUAAGUCCAAUCUGGUCCAUCACUUUUUCUGUGAUAUCGCAGCUGUCAUGGCUCUCUCUUGCUCUGAUAAUCACGUUAGUGAGGUGGUUCUUGUGUAUGUGUCAAGCUUUAAUGUCUUUUUCGCUCUUUUGGUUAUAAUCAUAUCCUACCUAUUCCUAUUUAUAACCAUCUUGAAGAUGCAGUCAGCUCAAGGGCACCAAAAGGCUUUGUCCACCUGUGCUUCUCACCUCUCUGCAGUGUCCAUCUUCUAUGGGACAAUCAUCUUCAUGUACUUACAGCCCAGCUCCAGCCAUUCCAUGGACACAGACAAAAUCGCAUCCAUGUUCUACACUAUGGUCAUCCCCAUGCUGAACCCUGUGGUCUACAGCCUGAGGAACAAAGACGUCAAGAAUGCUUUCAAGAAAGUUUCGGACAAGGCAAAAUCAUCUCUAGGAUUGGAAUUUUAA